Bactrocera tryoni is the source of this 1832-nucleotide messenger RNA. RefSeq lists its product as uncharacterized. The record is from RefSeq and is a predicted model, not a curated record. Gene Ontology annotation, cellular component: preribosome, large subunit precursor; Las1 complex. Lineage: Eukaryota; Metazoa; Arthropoda; Insecta; Diptera; Tephritidae. Gene Ontology annotation, biological process: maturation of LSU-rRNA; maturation of 5.8S rRNA. The transcript is spliced from 6 exons. Gene Ontology annotation, molecular function: endonuclease activity. Bases 64 to 1704 code for a protein of 546 amino acids.
AAACAUUUACCGACUGAUAGUCGGUGCUAGUUGAAUAUUUGGAAGGGUUUUUAGGAAAUUAAAAUGAAUAACAGCGCGCAGCUGUGUGAACCCAUGGAGCAAGUGCCGGGAGCAAAGAGGCGAACUGUUGUUGGUCCAUGGAAAGAUGUUAGGGAAUUUCGCAACGUCUAUGAAUUAUUAUUCGAUGAAGAUACCGAUGUGGAUCAACAAAAACGUGGACUAAGUCAAAUUAAUGUUUGGAGUCUGCGCCGUAGUACACAAUGUCCAGCAGGUGUGCUCGCAACUAAAGCGCUUUUAGAAGUGCAGCACUUAGAUAAGGCUGAAGGCCAACAAGCAUCUUCUGAGAGUGUUGUGCAAACGUUGUAUGCGAGCGCCUUCACACGUUUCUUUAAUUUCAUGUCAUCGACGAUGCAAACACAUAAUAUGCGUACAAUGUACGACACAGCACGUAUGCUGGGACUACCGUCGUUUGUUGUAGAUUUGCGACACAUUUGCGCGCACGGACAAGUUCUACCGCCCAUUGACAUACUACGGACCUCCGUAAGCUAUUGUUUGAAUUGGUUACGAAAUUACUACUGGUUUCCACAGUUAGAGUCAAUGUGUGAUGUGGAAGCGAGUAAAAUACGUCGCAUGGAUAAAACGCUUUUCGAAGAGAAUAUAACAAAAUUAUUUGUAAUUUACGAUGCAGCAUUGGAAUGCUAUUGUAAAGGUGCGCAUAAUAUGAAAAGUGGAAAGCGACAUAUUAGCGGCAAGCGGCUGGCACAAUUGCGUGUAUAUUAUGCUGAAAGUAAAUUAACUUCUUUAAAAGAUACGCUCGAAUUCGUUGUAAAGGAAAUAAUUGCAUUGGUCAAACGAGAGAUCGGAAUCAAAGAUAUGUCUGAAAUUUUCAUAGAAGCUCUAUUCAAGAUGAAAUAUUUUUUCAAUAUUGGAGAGUCUCAUAGCUCUGGUGAGCCACUUGAAUUCAUAAUUGCUGCGACGCACAGUUUUUUCCGCAUGUUGGCAGUUUAUGGCUUUAUUGAGGAUGUAUUUUAUAGUUUCAUAGAAUUGGCAGAGAAUACAAACGCAUUGGAACAACGCCGAACUGGGGCUAGUUUUUGGGCAGUACGAAUAGCCGCCGGCUUUGUGGCGUUUAGAAAAUGCAAGCAAAUGUAUAAAGCUGAAUUGGAUGAGAAUCCCAACACCACAGAUUUUGAUUUCACCUGUUUGAACCAAGAAAAUAUUUCGAAGAAAAUGAGACGGCACUUAAUUUAUGCAGGUGUCGAUCUUAAAUGUACACCAAUUUUUGGGGACUCUAUGCGUCGACCUUGGGUCUGGGUGGUUGAAAGAAGUUUUGUUGAACAAAAAUUGCGCGAUAUCAAUCAGUAUAAUGCACCAAUUAUUAAAAGCAUACUACCGCUGGUGGAGCCGCCGCUAACUACUUCGGAAAUUCGAGGCAUUUCGCUGCUUAUUGAUGCCUACUUUGGCAAGCGAGUUGGCCUUAAAAAGAAUGCUGCUGAGCAAACAAAUGACGACGAAACCAUACACACCGCAAGUGAACUAUUGCAAGCGCUUGAAAAGCAGAACAGCACUCAUGAAAAAAUGGAUUGCGAAGUUUCAGAACCAGUGGUAAAUGAUAAAGAACAGUAUGGCAUUUGGACGAUAGAAAAAAAUGAUGAAUUAAUCAAUUGGUCGGUGUGUCCUUUGGGGCGUUUACCAUGGGAGUAAUCAAAUGAUUGACUGUAAUGAAGUUUAGCACUACUUUCCCCUGCACCAUAGACAUGUGUAUAGAUAAAUAUCAAUGAAAUAUAUUAAUGAUAUAUUAUAAAUAUCAAUGUAUAAUUGAUAACCGCGUA